Molecule: messenger RNA, 291 nt
Organism: Pseudogymnoascus destructans
Lineage: Eukaryota; Fungi; Ascomycota; Leotiomycetes; Thelebolales; Thelebolaceae
Exons: 3
Coding region: 1-291 (96 amino acids)
Source: RefSeq, a predicted model, not a curated record
AUGGCUUCGCCCGGCUUUUCUGCCAAUGUUAUAAUUUCCAUACCACCACCAUCAUCACCACAUCACAACGGCAAUCUUGACGACGGUGACGAAGAUACCGCUGAUUCGCCAGCUUCCGCCCUCAUUGUGGCCAUGGCUUCGCUGCCUCUUCUCUCGGUGCCUGGCCAUGGCAACGAUUUCUACGAAAUGGACGACGUCGCCCAUGCCCUUGACGACUGGGCCGUAAAGGAGAACAAGGUCACGGCAGCGAGGUCACGGGAAUUGCAGGAGUUAUGGAAGGCGGUGGGGUAG